Messenger RNA from Rhincodon typus (whale shark), 809 nucleotides. RefSeq names its product biliverdin reductase B (gene blvrb). The record is from RefSeq and is a predicted model, not a curated record. The transcript has 4 exons. The annotation marks the transcript as partial. NCBI's taxonomy places the organism in Eukaryota, Metazoa, Chordata, Chondrichthyes, Orectolobiformes, Rhincodontidae.
UUUGCAAUAUCUGUUGUGAGGUGUCAAAAGGGGAAACCUGCUGAAUUUGAAACUAAAAUCAAAUCUGGAGCAAUUAUUCUGAGUGGAUUGUCCUUGUUCAAAGUGGUUCCACAUCAAUUUCAUUAUACAUGUGCCUGUUUUCUUGUAGGUUAUGAGGUCACCGUUCUGGUCCGUGACCCAUCCAGACUGCAAGCCGAAUGCAAAGGGUUAAAGGUCAUCGUUGGUGACGUUCUGAACAAGGAAGAUGUCCAGAAGGCAGUCAAAGGUCAGGACGGAGUAAUCAUUAUUCUGGGAACCAGGAAUGACCUGAACCCCACCACAAUGAUGUCUGAAGGAACCAAGAACAUUGUUGAAGCGAUGAAGGCCCACUGUGUGAGGAAGGUGGUGGCCUGCAUGUCAACAUUCCUAUUAUGGGAUGAAGCCAAGAUCCCACCACGAUUGCUGGAUAUCACUAAGGAUCACCAGAGGAUGUAUGAAGUACUGAAGAAUUCUGGGCUGGACUAUGUGGCUGUAUUUCCACCUCACAUUGACGAUGCUCAUCCCUUGACUAAGGCUUACACUGUGUCAGUGAACGAAAGGGGAGGCCGUGUCAUCUCCAAACACGACCUGGGACAUUUCUUCCUCAAAUGCCUGACGACUGCGGAAUACGAUGGGAAGUUUGUGUGUGUGUCUGGAAAUUAUACGCAUUCAUGAUACAGCUUGCAAUUUGUGAUUACAUCCUUUGCUUACUAUGAUCUGCCAGUACCACUUGUAAACAAAGCUUUUCACUGUAUUUCAGUACAUGUGACAAUAAAUAAAUUGGCAGAGAA